Mesorhabditis spiculigera is the source of this 1380-nucleotide messenger RNA. Lineage: Eukaryota; Metazoa; Nematoda; Chromadorea; Rhabditida; Rhabditidae. The record is from the annotation of a GenBank genome assembly.
AUGGCUCGACGCUACAUGGCCAAUUAUAUGCUCUGCCGUCGCGCGCUACGCAUCCGCUGCUCCUCUGCCUUUGCCAAAGAAACCGAGCGUUUCGCCCAGUCGAUCGGCUGCGAACAACUGUUCCGCACCCUCUCCUUCCGCUACCUCAACCGCAAACGGGAACGCGACGAGGAGAAGGCCGAUCGAAAAGACGAGAAGCGGAAGCGGGAGGAGGAAGAGGAGAAGCCGCGGCGGAAAAGCCUGGCCGGCGUGGAUCUCAGCUAUCUGGACGACGAGAAGCCGAUCGGCAGCUAUGAUCCGGAUGAAGCCUGGCCGACCGGGAAGGCAAACGAAAGUGAUGAGGCUGUACGCUGUAUUUGCGGGGCUUUGGAAGAAGAUGGUGAAAUGCUACAGUGUGAUGGUUGUCACUACUGGCUUCACAACGAUUGCGUCGGGUUGAACUCGGUCGAAGCGCCGGAUGAAUAUCUAUGCGACUUCUGCUCGGGCAAGAUCCCGUCAAAUCGACCAUCAACAGACGUUCUGCUGAAGCAUCGACCUGACUACAGCUACAAAGGAUGUGAAUAUUACAAAGCGCUGGUGAACAGCUACGGUCUGCAGGUGCGGCUGAACGAAACGAUAUACGUUGAAAAGUUCUCCGGCGAAGAGCAUAAAAAAGCCCUCAAGAAGGCCAUUGAAGUCUCCGAAACGGCAGCCACUGAAAAGCGAAAGCUGAAGAAACAGAAGAAAACAACCGACACCCUAGCGCCACGUCUGUUUUCCCGAAAAAACGUUGGCAUUAUGCGUGUGGAAAGGCUGUUCGUAACAGCAGAUGGACAACGUUGGGUCUUUGGACUAUACUACGCCAGACCGCACGAGACUUUCCGAGACCCGAACAAGUCUUUCCAUCCAAAUGAGGUGCUGUGCUGCGUGAAAAUGUACGAUACGUUACCGCUGGAUUCGAUUGCUGGUCGGUGCGCGGUCCUAUCUGCGAAAACAUGGUGCAAAGGACGGCCCAUCAUCCCCAAAUUAUACUCCAAGGAUCUGUUGUUUUGCGAGUAUGGACUACACGAGAAGGCGCGCAUGAUCAAGAAGCUGGCUGAGAACGAGCACUACUUCGUUAAUCAGCAGCCAUAUGUCUUCCAGACCUACGGGAAGAAACGAGAAAUCAAAAGGACGCUACAGCCGUUUUUACUUUCACCAAACGCCAAACUGUGCAUUGGGUCUCCAUCGCCAGCCUCCUGCUCAUCGCAAACUCCAAAUAAAAACGUUUUCGAAAGGGGCGAGUCUGCCAUCGACAAGGAAAACUUGAAGAAAAGGGGAAUUGACCGCCUAUCUCUCAUCGUUGACCGUAUCAAGCGGAAGUCGGCCCAUGCAACACAACGAUCAAAAGAAACGGACGAC